GGUCCCGCUCUAACGGGCUAUGAUGGGCUCCCUGCCGAAAUGAGUCCCUCAUUCCCGCGGCCGAGGCGCUAAGAAACGGAGGGACGGACGCGCGCCGGGCGAGCGCUUCACAGCUCCUCCUUUCGCGGCUGAGCAAAGUAACUCCGAUGGAGUAAGAAGAGUGCAGCCGCGAUCGCAGAAGCCACGAGCGCCGGGCUUCAGCUUUUGCCGCACGGAGGGGGCGGGGAGCAGGGAAAAAAAAAAAAAAAAAGAAGAGCACCGCCAGCAAAAGAAGAGAACUGUUGCCUUUCUCUUCUUUCUUUCUUUCCUUCCUUCCUUCGUUCCUUCCUUCCUUUCCCGACCAGGCAACAGGAGGCUCCGGGAAAGGCGAGAGGUUUCUUCGCGGCUCUGGGCAGAGACCGCCUGAGCAAGAGAGACUCCUGGUAUAAAGUUAUCCAAAGUCGCUAUGGCCCCGGAGGCUGGAGCCCUCGGCUUACUGGCGGCGAUCGUCUCCUUCGUCGCGCCCUCGGCUGCCUUCCUGGGAGCAGCUCGUGGCCAGUUCUCGGCAGGAGGUUGCACCUUUGAAGAUGGCCCGGGACCCUGUGAUUAUCAUCAGGACCCCUAUGAUGAUUUUGACUGGGUACAUGUUAGUGCUCAAGAGCCUCAUUACUUACCCCCUGAGAUGCCUCUUGGUUCCUACAUGAUAGUGGAUUCUUCACACCACAGCCACGGAGAAAAAGCUCGGCUUCAGCUUCCUACCAUGAAAGAGAAUGAUACCCACUGUAUCGAUUUCAGCUACCUUUUGUACAGUAAGAAAGGGACAAGCCCUGGGACUCUGAACAUCUUGGUUAGGGUGAACAAAGGUCCUCUGGCAAACCCCAUUUGGAAUGUGACUGGCUCCACUGGCAAAGACUGGCUACGGGCAGAGCUGGCUGUCAGCACCUUCUGGCCAAAUGAAUACCAGGUAAUAUUUGAGGCUGAAGUCUCAGAUGGAAGAAAUGGCUACAUUGCCAUUGAUGACAUCCAGGUUUUGAGCUACCCUUGUGAUAAAUCUCCUCAUUUCUUGAGGCUGGGGGAUGUAGAGGUCAAUGCAGGUCAGAAUGCAACAUUUCAGUGCAUUGCUACAGGAAGGGAUGCAGUGAAGAACAAGUUAUGGCUGCAGAGACGCAAUGGAGAAGAUAUUCCAGUGGCCCAAACAAAAAACAUAAAUCACAGACGUUUUGCUGCUACCUUUAAACUUCAGGAAGUAACAAAAACAGAUCAGGAUUUAUAUCGUUGUGUUACUCAGUCUGAGAGAGGAUCUGGAGUUUCCAACUUUGCUCAACUUAUUGUUCGAGAACCUCCUAGGCCAAUAGCUCCCCCACAGUUGCUUGGCGUUGGACCAACCUAUCUGCUCAUUCAGCUGAAUGCAAAUUCCAUUAUUGGGGAUGGACCUAUUAUCCUAAAAGAGGUGGAAUACCAUAUGACAACAGGGACUUGGACAGAAACGCAUGCUGUCAAUGCACCGACAUAUAAGCUGUGGCAUUUGGACCCAGACACAGAGUAUGAGAUUCGUGUUCUUCUAACAAGGCCUGGAGAAGGUGGCACAGGUCAGCCAGGCCCUCCACUGAUUACCCGAACCAAAUGUGCAGAGCCCAUGAGAACACCCAAGACUUUAAAAAUUGCCGAAAUCCAGGCACGUCGUAUUGCUGUGGAUUGGGAAUCCCUAGGUUACAACAUCACUCGCUGCCACACCUUCAAUGUUACCAUCUGCUACCAUUACUUCCGUGGCCAUAAUGAAAGCAAGGCUGACUGCUUGGACAUGGAUCCCAAAGCACCACAGCAUGUUGUGAAUCACCUGCCUCCUUACACAAAUGUGAGCCUCAAAAUGAUUUUGACAAACCCCGAAGGGCGGAAAGAGAGCGAGGAGACCAUUAUUCAGACGGACGAAGAUGUGCCUGGUCCCGUACCUACAAAAUCAUUAAAAGGAACUCCCUUUGAAGACAAGAUCUUCUUAAAUUGGAAAGAACCAAUGGACCCAAAUGGUAUCAUCACCCAAUAUGAGGUCAGUUACACUAGCAUACGAUCCUUUGAUCCUGCAGUUCCAGUGGCUGGGCCACCUCAAACAGUGUCAAAAUUAUGGAACAGUACACACCAUGUUUUCCCCUAUCUACAUCCUGGAACUACCUAUCAGUUUUAUAUAAGGGCCAGCACUGUCAAAGGUUUUGGACCGGCUACAGCCAUCAAUGUGACUACCAAUAUUUCAGCUCCCACAUUACCAGAUUAUGAAGGUAUUGAUGCCUUUCUCAAUGAAACAGCCACAACCAUAACUGUACUUCUGAGACCAGCACAAGCCAAAGGAGCGCCUAUCAGCGCCUAUCAGAUUGUUGUUGAAGAGCUGCAUCCUCAUCGAACCAAACGAGAAACCGGUGCAAUGGAUUGCUACCAGAUUCCUGUCACAUACCAAAAUGCCCUGAGCAAUGGCUCGCCCUAUUAUUUUGCUGCAGAAUUGCCUCCCGGCAAUCUUCCAGAAGCAGCAGCUUUCACAGUUGGUGACAAUAGAACUUAUCAAGGCUUCUGGAAUCCACCUUUGGUGCCUCGGAAAGGGUAUAAUAUCUAUUUUCAAGCCAUGAGCAGUGUUGAAAAGGAGACCAAAACUCAGUGUGUUCGAAUAGCUACUAAAGCAGCUGCAACAGAAGAACCAGAGGUUAUUCCUGACCCAGCCAAGCAGACUGACCGUGUAGUGAAAAUAGCGGGAAUAAGUGCUGGAAUCCUUGUCUUUAUUCUCAUCCUCCUCCUUGUCAUAUUAAUUGUCAAAAAAAGAUAUAUAACAUGGAGGAGAAACGUCUGCAUUAGAACCCUUAGGAGGAGCUACUAUUCUUACUCCUACUACCUUAAAUUGGCCAAGAAACGGAAGGAUGCCAUGGGAAACACUAGACAAGAAAUGACCCAUAUGGUGAAUGCCAUGGAUCGGAGUUAUGCUGAUCAAAGCACACUCCAUGCAGAAGAUCCACUUUCGGUCACCUUUAUGGAUUCUCAUAACUUCAACCCCAGAUUGCCCAAUGAUCCACUUGUGCCGACUGCUGUGUUAGAUGAAAACCACAGUGCAACAGCAGAGUCGAGUCGUCUAUUAGAUGUGCCUCGUUAUCUCUGCGAAGGAACGGAAUCCCCCUACCAAACUGGCCAACUGCAUCCUGCUAUCAGAGUAGCGGAUUUGCUGCAGCAUAUUAAUCUCAUGAAAACAUCUGACAGCUAUGGCUUUAAAGAAGAGUACGAGAGUUUCUUUGAAGGACAAUCAGCUUCUUGGGAUGUGGCCAAAAAGGAUCAAAACAGAACGAAGAAUAGAUAUGGGAACAUUAUAGCAUAUGAUCACUCCAGGGUGAUAUUACAACCUGUGGAAGAUGAUCCUUCUUCAGACUACAUUAAUGCUAAUUAUAUUGAUAUUUGGCUGUACAGGGAUGGAUACCAGAGACCAAGUCACUACAUUGCAACCCAAGGUCCAGUGCACGAGACAGUCUAUGAUUUCUGGAGAAUGAUAUGGCAAGAACAAUCAGCCUGCAUUGUUAUGGUUACAAAUUUAGUUGAAGUGGGUCGGGUUAAGUGCUACAAGUAUUGGCCUGAUGACACUGAAGUUUAUGGGGACUUCAAAGUUGCUUGUGUGGAAGUGGAACCCCUUGCAGAAUACGUUGUCAGGACGUUCACCCUUGAAAGGAGAGGUUACAAUGAAAUCCGUGAAGUUAAACAGUUCCAUUUUACCGGCUGGCCUGAUCAUGGAGUACCUUACAAUGCAACAGGCCUUCUUUCAUUUAUACGCCGUGUAAAGCAAUCUAACCCCCCAAGUGCCGGGCCUAUUGUUGUGCAUUGCAGGUGUGUAGAAAAGAGUGCUGGAGCUGGCCGAACUGGAUGCUAUAUUGUAAUUGACAUCAUGUUAGACAUGGCAGAAAGAGAAGGUGUUGUAGACAUCUACAACUGUGUCAAAGCCUUACGUUCACGCCGCAUCAACAUGGUACAGACAGAGGAACAGUAUAUCUUUAUUCAUGAUGCUAUCCUGGAAGCCUGCUUAUGCGGAGAAACUGCCAUCCCAGUCUGUGAAUUUAAAGCUGCCUAUUUUGACAUGAUUCGAAUAGACUCUCAGACAAACUCUUCACAUCUUAAAGAUGAAUUCCAGACCCUGAAUUCUGUGACUCCUCGGCUACAAGCCGAAGACUGCAGCAUAGCAUGCUUGCCAAGAAAUCAUGACAAAAACCGCUUUAUGGAUAUGCUGCCACCUGACAGAUGUCUGCCUUUCUUAAUUACUAUUGAUGGUGAGAGCAGCAAUUACAUCAAUGCUGCCCUUAUGGAUAGCUACAGACAACCUGCUGCUUUCAUUGUCACACAGCAUCCUCUGCCGAACACUGUGAAAGAUUUCUGGAGACUAGUCUACGAUUAUGGCUGUACCUCUCUUGUGAUGUUAAAUGAAGUUGAUUUAGCACAAGGUUGCCCACAAUAUUGGCCGGAGGAAGGAAUGCUGAGAUAUGGUCCUAUUCAGGUUGAGUGCAUGUCCUGCUCAAUGGAGUGUGAUGUAAUCAACAGAAUUUUCAGGAUAUGCAAUUUAACAAGGCCUCAGGAAGGUUACCUGAUGGUUCAGCAAUUCCAGUAUCUGAGUUGGGCACCUCAUAGGGAUGUCCCAGGCUCCAAGAGGUCAUUCUUAAACUUAAUUCUUCAAGUGGAAAAGUGGCAAGAAGAAUGCGAAGAAGGGGAAGGGAGGACCAUAAUUCAUUGUCUGAACGGCGGUGGACGAAGCGGGAUGUUUUGUGCCAUAGGCAUUGUAGUGGAAAUGGUUAAAAGGCAAAACGUCAUUGAUGUUUUCCAUGCAGUAAAAACUUUACGGAACAGUAAGCCUAACAUGGUAGAAACGCCGGAACAAUAUCGUUUCUGCUAUGAUGUCGCACUGGAGUACCUUGAAUCAUCUUAAUAUGAAAGGAUAAAUACAAUCAAGUGAACCAAAUAAUAUGAAAUUUAAUAAACUGUGUUUUGGCAUCCGCUGUUGAAUCUGUGAAGAAACGUUUUAGUGAAGGGGAGACUUAAUUUUUAAAUGCAAAAGUAUUUUUCUUAAUAAAUGGUGUAAAGUAUAUAUAUAUACAUAUAUAUAUGAGAGAGAGAGAGAGAGAGACUGUUGUUCUGUCCCUGUAGACAAACUGAAUAUAGUGCCACAAAAAUAAAUUAAGAGUCAAGGCAGAGCACAUCUGCUAUUCAAAGUAAAACUUUCCAGUGUUUGCAUAUUCCGCUGUCUCUCAGAUACAUUAGUCCUGUCAUCUCUUGCAUGUAUCUAUUCUAUUGAAUGUUUUAUUUCACAAUUGUUCUUAAUUUCAUACUGUUAAAAUUUUUUAAAAACACUGUGUACAGAUUGAUAAUCUGUAGGUUUUAUGUGCUGCAAGAAUAUAUAUCAAGAGAGUACAGCCACACAUCCCACAAACAUUUUUUUAAAAAAUGACUUAUUUUACUGUGCAAUGACAGUCUGAUCAAAGUUCUUUAUAAAGAAAUUCAAACAUAAAGCCAAAGACUCAAGUGUAAAUAUGUUUAUAUAGGAAAGAAAGCACAUUGUAUUUAUUGUUUACUGACAUUCCUUUUUGAUGGUUGGACAGAACCAUUUUUUUUUCUUAGAAACAUUGUUGCUGAAAUCAAGUGUAAAUGAUUUUUUGUAGAUUAUUUUUUGUAUGUAUUGUGUAAGUAGAAGGAGAGAGAAUGAAAAGAUCUUUUAUGGAUAAGCCAGAAAACAUUGAUAUACUUUUUUGGUCGGUGUGUGUACACGCUUAUGAAUGAAAUUCAUGUAUUGUAAACAAGAAAAAGAAACCAAACAUAAAACUUCUUUCUCAAACUAUAUAGAGGUGGGUUGUUUUUUUGUUUUUGUUUUUUUCAGUUUAUAGUAAUAACAAAUCAGAUAGAAACUGCACAUAUAUAUAACUUUGGGAGUUUCGUUAAUUUUUUUAAGGAGUAAGUGGGUUAAUAAUGAAUGCUUGACACACAGAGCAAAUACGAAAAUAAAUAAAAAUGCAAGUUAAUAACAUUUAUUUUAAUGUUUACAGUUGAGGCACAAGUUCUAGGCCACCACACUAAUGCAUUCUUCCCUUCUGCAAUGCUGAAGGAAUCUUCUGAUCCUCAUUUGUGACUUCCCGGCUGAGCCAAGAAAUCAGCUUUGGUCCAAGGCUUCAAAGAAGCUCCAGCUUUUCUCCCAGUGGUAGUCUAGAUUUGUGGAAAUGGUAGCUUUGUGUUCUGACAAAGCCAAAAUGGAUUGAAUCAAUUCAAGAGUUAGGUGAUAGCUUUGGUAUGUUUUUUACUUUGCUCUUCAUAUGCACAUUCAUAAGCCUGGACAUAUUUUCAUAAUGGGGAAAAAAAAACAUUUACUGUGUCCUGUUGAUUUUUUUUAUCAAGAGUAAAUGAUAAGGUGCUGAUGAAUAUUCAUGUAAAAUAAGAGUGAAUUAAAGAAGUUUUAUAAAAUAUUAA
Pantherophis guttatus is the source of this 6441-nucleotide messenger RNA. Lineage: Eukaryota; Metazoa; Chordata; Lepidosauria; Squamata; Colubridae. The record is from RefSeq and is a predicted model, not a curated record.